GCCCCGCAGACUAGCCGGCUUCUGGGCUUUGUGGUUCGCCGGUGCGGCUGGGCCCCUGCUGGGGGUGUCGUUACGAGCAUGUGCAGACAGCAGCCCAAGCCUUCAGGAUAAUUCCUUCAGCAGCACCGCUGUAACAGAGCGAAUUCAUGGUGAUUACUUCUGGAACCUUUUGGUAGAAGUCACUCUGAAAAACUUUUCAGGAAAAAGGUGUGACGAAGACACAGUCUCUCUACAUGAAGAUCAGACUGAUUGUUCCAGUCUCAGAGAUGAAGAUAAAGAGAAUUACCCGGAUGCGGGGGCUCGCGUAGAGGAGCAGGUGGUGCCCGCCCGCGAGGCGCGACAGCAUGUAGAGCAGACCCUGCUGGUGGAUGGUGUGUUGCGACCCAGCAUGGGCAACUUCAAGUCCCGGAAACCCAAGUCCAUCUUCAGAGCUGAGAGCGGAAGGAACCACGGAGAGAGCCAGGAGACAGACCAUGUGGUGCCCAGCCAGUCAGAGUACCAGGGUAGAGUGGGGACGCCAACUUGUGAGAGUCCACAAAACAACACCUUCAGGUGCCAAGAAACAGUGAGACUUCAACCACGAAUCGACCAGAAAGCUGCCAUUUGCCCAAAGGAUGCUUUUGAAACACAGCAGGACUUAAAUGAGAAUUCCUUGCUGAAGCUCCAAGCCCUCGAAUCUGAUCUCUGCUCUGCAAUUUUGACAAACCAGGAAGAAGCUGUUCAGGUGCAUGGAUUCAAGGACCCAGCCCCAGCAUCGACCCAGAAUGUUCCUGCUGAUGGGGCGGAUUCUGCAGAUCCUAUGCCAGUCCACAAAGAAGGGCAAAAUGAAGCCGACAGUGCACCAGAAGACCUCCAGUCUGUCGGGACCAGCAGACUGCUGUAUCAUAUCACUGACGGCGACAACCCACUGCUGUCACCACGAUGCUCCAUCUUCAGCCAAAGCCAGAGAUUCAACUUAGACCCUGAGUCAGCCCCGUCUCCACCCAGUACUCAGCAGUUUAUGAUGCCCCGAAGUUCUUCACGGUGCAGCUGUGGUGACGGCAAGGAGCUGCAAACCAUCACCCAACUCACCAAGCAUAUCCAGAGCCUCAAGCGCAAAAUUCGGAAAUUUGAAGAAAAAUUUGAACAGGAAAAGAAAUACCGGCCUUCACAUGGUGACAAGACUUCCAAUCCUGAAGUCCUGAAAUGGAUGAAUGAUUUGGCUAAAGGUCGUAAACAGCUCAAAGAAUUAAAGCUGAAGCUGUCAGAAGAACAAGGGAACAUUUCUAAAGGCCCACCUCGAAACCUGUCCUACGAGCAACCCACAGUCCCCAAAGAAAAUGGGAAGCCAGAAGCUGCAGGCCCUGAUCCAAGCUCCUCUGGAGAAGAGACUUCAGAAGCUAUAUUGACAAGCCUGAAAGAGAAGAGAGAGCAGCUUCCUCCACAGGAAGACUCUAAGGUAACUAAGCAAGACAAGAACCUCAUAAAGCCUCUUUAUGAUCGAUACAGAAUUAUCAAGCAAAUCUUGUCAACGCCUUCCCUUAUUCCAACAAUUCAGGAGGAAGAGGACUCUGAUGAAGACUAUCCACAAGGAAGCCAACAACCUCCUUUACUAGAUCCAGCAUCUCACCUUUCUGUUGAUGAUCACUUUACCUACUCUAGUGAGAUAGAGCCGGUAAGAGCACUGCUAGCAGAUGAAAAGAAAGAAGCAAAACAACCAGCUCUCUCCAUGUCCAAUUUACAUGAGGCUACCAUGCCUGUACUUCUUGACCAUCUUCGAGAAACCAGGGCUGACAAAAAGAGACUGCGGAAAGCUCUAAGAGAAUUUGAAGAACAGUUUUUUAAACAAACAGGAAGAAGUCCACAAAAGGAAGACAGGAUACCAAUGGCAGAUGAAUACUAUGAAUACAAGCACAUAAAAGCCAAACUGAGGCUAUUAGAGGUCCUCAUCAGCAAGCAAGAUGUGGCUAAAACUAUUUGAGGUUCAGAAAAUCUCUAUGAUCACUUUUCAUCCAAGAUAAAGUCAAGCUUAUUUUCCUCUGCCUUUCUUGAUAAGUAGUUUUGACAUACUGAAAAGGGAAGCACUUUAGUGGUAGUAUUAGCUG
Messenger RNA from Castor canadensis (American beaver), 2084 nucleotides. RefSeq names its product family with sequence similarity 13 member C (gene Fam13c). NCBI's taxonomy places the organism in Eukaryota, Metazoa, Chordata, Mammalia, Rodentia, Castoridae. The record is from RefSeq and is a predicted model, not a curated record.